Lingula anatina is the source of this 1365-nucleotide messenger RNA. RefSeq lists its product as uncharacterized. Lineage: Eukaryota; Metazoa; Brachiopoda; Lingulata; Lingulida; Lingulidae. The record is from RefSeq and is a predicted model, not a curated record.
AUGGGAGUGAUUAGGAUCAAUGUCAGGAAGGACAGACAGAAAUGCCUGUCAAAUCCAUCAAAGAGACCUAGUAUCGAGCAACUGGUCAUAAAGAAAGACGAGUUCCAAAUCCUCCUAACGAACAGAUUCAGUGCACUAGAGCUAGAAGGUGAAGAUGGAGUAGAUGAAAUGAACGAUAAAAUAACGACCACCAUCCUAGAAUGUGCAUCAGAAGUCGCACCGGCCAGUAAAAUGAAGGACUCAAAGCUCUCAACAGAAAUGAGGAUUCUCAUAAAGAAAAGACGGAUAAUGAAGAAAACUGAGGUAAACAACAACAGGGACAUCAGAAACAACAUUGAAUGUGCAGAACUGGAUAAGACCAUCAAGAAGAUGGCAAGGGAAGACAUCAGGAAGCAGAACAUGAAGAAGAUAGCAGAGACCAUCGAAAAUGGAAAGAGCAUGAAAAGAGCAAAGAGAUCCUUUCAACUAGGGCAGGAUAGAAUGCUGACUCUUCUAGACAAAGAUGAAAAUGAGCUCACCACACAAGACCAGAUAUUAGAACGAGUAGAAGAAUUCUAUGGAGAGUUGUAUGACAGCAACAAGGGAAUAGAAAUCUCAACAAAGGCAUGCGAUCUACCAGACAUAACAGCUUGGGAAGUAGAGUCAGCAGUCCAGAAAAUGAAGAACGGAAAGGCAGCAGGAAAUGACAACAUCAAAGCAGAAAUGGUAAAAGCAGGAGGAGAUAUCCUAUCUCAGGAAUUAGCCAAGCUCUUCACAAAGUGCUUACAUCUGAAGGAAAUUCCUGUAGCAUGGAAGAACGCCAACAUGAUCAUAAUGUUCAAAAAGGGCAAUAGGAAAGACAUCAAGAAUUACAGACCCAUCUGCCUACUUUCUAAUUUGUACAAGAUUUACACCAAAAUAUUGACCGAAAGGCUAACAAGACAACUAGAUGAAGCGCAGCCAAAGGAACAAGCAGGUUUCAGAGGCCAGUACACCACUACUGAUCAUAUGCACACUGUCAACCAGCUCAAAGAGAAAUGUCUCGAGUAUAACAUUCCACUAUGUGUAGCAUUCGUUGAUUAUGAAAAAGCCUUCGACUCAGUAGAAACCCAGUAUAUACUGGCAUCCCUGCAAGAUCUAGGGAUCGAAGAUGGAUACGUAGACGUCCUCAGAGACGUAUACACUGAUAGCUCUGUAACAGUCAAACUACACAAGACCACCAAUAAGAUCAAGAUCAAGAAAGGUGUACGCCAAGGAGAUACAAUCUCUCCUAAACUGUUCACAGCAGCAUUGGAACGUAUAUUCAGGGAUCUUGACUGGCAGGACAAGGGCAUAAACAUAGACGGUACCAGGCUCAAUCACCUUAGGUUUCAGACGACAUCAUAA